This is a messenger RNA of Arvicola amphibius (Eurasian water vole), 4232 nucleotides long. It is a transcript of the gene Mosmo, whose product is annotated as modulator of smoothened. Gene Ontology annotation, cellular component: ciliary membrane; Golgi apparatus. The record is from RefSeq and is a predicted model, not a curated record. NCBI's taxonomy places the organism in Eukaryota, Metazoa, Chordata, Mammalia, Rodentia, Cricetidae. The coding region runs from base 14 to 517 and encodes 167 amino acids. Gene Ontology annotation, biological process: negative regulation of smoothened signaling pathway. The transcript is spliced from 3 exons.
GCGGGGCGGGGCGAUGGAUAAACUGACCAUCAUCUCAGGAUGUCUCUUUCUGGCCGCCGAUAUCUUCGCCAUCGCCAGUAUCGCCAACCCGGACUGGAUCAACACCGGGGAGUCGGCGGGAGCACUCACGGUGGGCCUAGUGCGACAGUGUCAAACAAUCCAUGGACGAGACCGGACCUGCAUCCCUCCCCGGCUUCCCCCAGAAUGGGUCACCACCCUGUUUUUUAUCAUCAUGGGAAUCAUUUCCUUGACUGUCACAUGUGGUUUGCUGGUGGCUUCCCACUGGCGAAGAGAAGCUACAAAAUAUGCUCGAUGGAUAGCAUUCACUGGAAUGAUCCUUUUCUGUAUGGCUGCCCUAAUAUUUCCAAUAGGAUUUUACAUCAAUGAAGUCGGAGGUCAACCUUAUAAGUUACCCAACAACACAGUAGUUGGGUCGUCAUAUGUACUUUUUGUCUUAUCGAUUUUCUUCACAAUAGUAGGACUUCUCUUUGCUGGCAAAGUCUGUUUACCAGGCUGACGAAUGUCUAAAUGGCUUAACUUGCUUUUACUUUUAAUUUUAUUUUUUAUUUCUAGAGGUUGGGAGGACAAAAAGAAGGCGUCUGGGCAGUCCUCUCAUAGGAAGAUGCUUAGAUGAACCUGAUGCUGAAAAGGAAAAAAAAAUGUUUUGAUUUGUUCUCACUAUGCACUUUGGAUUUUAAAAAAGAAUGAGAGCCUUUUCCAUAACCAAAUACAAUAUUGACUAAAUCUCCUGAGCAUAUUCAGGCAGGCAGUCUGCACUGUGAUAGCGACCUAGUGAAGGAGAGUGCUUUAUACUGAAAGCAUGUGGCCCUUGUGACUCUGGUGAUCUGUUUUUAAUGUCUAAUGAUUCGUGGGGGGGGCCUAGUAUUUAUGAAUCAUGAUGGACCAGAGGGGUGCUGGAGGUUCGUGUGGGGCUGGCCUCACCUCCUAAGACAUUAGUGUUCUCAACUUCUUUGUCAUGUUAUGAGCCUUUGGCACUGCAAUGGAUUGCCGUUGCAUUACUGCACCGAGAAGCCAAUAGAUCAAAACUUGUUUGCUAAAAUGUAUGUAAAAAUUCUAAAACUCCCUAAUCUCUGUGUACAAAUGAAAAAAGAAAACACUAAGAAACAAGUUUGGGGUGGGUGGGGGAAAUCUUCCUUAUAUUUAUAUAAAUAUAUAUAUAAUAUAUAUAUUUUGCUGAUGCAGUAUACAGUGUGUAUAUGUGUGUGUGUGUAUGUGUGUGUACAUUUUUAUAUGCACACAUGCAAACAGUUCCUGGAAGAGAACUCUGAAUGCUUGCUAGCAAAACACUGUGGUGUGCAACCUAGAACUCAAUAGAAAAAAGCCAUUUAUCUGAAGGCUGCAUAGUGGAGAGAGUCUUCAGUUUACCUCAUUCUUUGUAGUAGCCCUUGAUUUUGACAGGUUUCUGUAAUAGGUACAAAUAACUCCAUACCUUUCUAGGUGCAAUUUUAAGUUAAGCUAAAGAUUCUUUCUAGGUUUAAUUUAUUUGUAUAUGAUAGUAAAGGUAAGGUCAUGUCAAACCUUAUAGGUUGGGGAAUCUGACACUGUUGAAUGAUUGGCAACUGUCAUCUGUUGUAUUAUAGAGAAUUGUUUUCCCCACUGGCACAGUCUUCUACAUUCAUAAUGUGUUAUAUAUGUUCAAGCACACAACUUCAUGUAAACACAAGUUCACUAGCAAAUAUCUGGCUGCUUGGCCUAUUUACAACACUAAUUCUACUCUACCAUAAAAAUGGCAUUUUAUCUAUAAGCAUUGCUAAUACAUCUUUACCAAACACUUGAGCAAUACACUAUUUCCUUUAUAUGCUUCGCACCUUUGUUUGCUUGAAAAGCUAACACCCUUGCAUUUGUUUCUAAGGCUGCAUUAAAUCCACGGCCUUAAGGGUUUUUCUAGAAGCAACAGUACAGCUUACCCUGAAUUCAUGAAUAUUUUAAAACACAGUCCGUUCUUCUCCACAUGUCCAUGUCUGUCAACACCUAGAUUUUUCCUGGUGAACAUUAUCUAAUGCCGUUUGAAGUUUGUCACAAGGAGGGUGUUUCAUGGCAGUGGAGCCGAGUUUGUCCUCUCUAUAGUGAAUGGCAGUCUAGAUGUUCCUGUUGGUGAACAGAACAGAGCCGCACGCAGCCCGGGCUUCAUACAAGCCAGAGUGAUUUCUAAGAAGCUUGAUUAUUCCUCAGAAUAGUUUCUCAGAGGUGGAGUUGCCUCCUCAGAGACAGUCCAAAACGGAGCUUCUUCAUUUCCUUCCCGCCAGCUUGUUCUCCUGUCUCACAGUAUUAAGUUAUGGAUGAAAAGCCAGUGUUUGGGCUCACCCAGGAAGCCUGGAGGAGACCCUUCUGUGUGAAGCCUGUAAAUGAGAGGAAGGACACUUCACCAAGUAUUACAUCCAGUCAGUUCUGAGGCCACCACUAGACAUGUUUGUUGUGUGCACACUGUGGAUUGUGCUCUGAUGAUCCCUCAGUCAGAUGGGUCACUUUGAAGGAAAGCAUUGGUAGUUGGCAUUAUACCACUGAUAUGAAGUAUUAGCAACAUACAGUUCAAAUUAACUGACAUGACCAAGAGCUUUUCUCUUUCAAAAGAUGGGUUUUAUUGUAAAUAGUUUCUCAAGAUAUUUUUAACUGGAUCAUGAGCAUGGGGAGAGAAAGUUUCUCAGCUGCUAUGAAUCCCCGCUGUUUACUCCUCUCACAGUGGGAUUGCAGUUAAGAUCAUGAAAUUUUAGGUUUUAUUUGUAUCUAUUACCCAAACCAUUAAAUUGUCUUUAAUUUUAUCAUUGUCUUGGAGGACCAGUGCAUGACGAGCUGGUGGGGGAACAUUUCUCUAGCCACUCAGCGCUCUAACCCAGGAUUAGACCAUCCCAUCUAGUAGUGUGAGAAGUCCCGUCCUUGUAAACUCUCCCAGACCAAAUGUUGCUGAAGUGGGCUCAUCCGUAUAAUCUGUCCUCUAAGUGGAAGGACGCCCAGCUGCCAGCAGCUGCUUUCAAAAGGUCACUAUGAGUACUACAUAGCACAGUAUUAAUUUAUAGCAGGAGUCAUAUCUUGUAAAAUGUAUAUAAAACACUUAUGGUGCAAUCAUUUGUCAAAUUUUUGUCUGUUACAUUGUCUUAGAGUGUACGCUCUUCUCAUGCCUAAGAGUAUCACUGUAAAAUCUGCUGAAAACUAUUUUUAGGUUUUAUUUGCACAAGACUGAAUUAGUUUGAGUUUUGGGGAAGCUCCUAUUGAACAAACCUAAACAUCUGUAAGAUAAAAAUCUCCAAUUCAUUAAAAGCAAACAUUUCAGUACAAUCCUUUCCAAAGGUAACCCAUGUUCUGUGUUGUUCGUGUGUGGGUGUGACGUUGCCGACUCUUCAUCUCUCACAAACCUAGUUUCUGUUCCAUCUGUUUUGUUUUUGAAGGAUGCCUUUUUUUUCCUUUGUAAUGUUCUAGAUGACCAAAACACAUUGGUUUUUAUCCUUUUGCCUACAGCUUUGAUUUCUCUGUGUGGUGUUCUGUGAGUUCACUGUUUAAUCUCUUCGGUGAAACAGCAGAUAGCCCUGGUGACAGGCAAUCUAUUGAUUUAGAAGAAAGGUCCUGAAAAGGUGUGGAAACUAACUUUGGAUCUAUUCUUAGCUAUGAUUUUGCAUCAUGGGCUUCGUUAGAAGAACGUGUUGCAUUUAUUUUGUCUUUAUUAAAAGACUACUAGUCACCGGUUACUCUGGUUACAGUAACUGUUUUAUCAACCCACUUUGAUUUUCUUUUAAAUUUUCACUCACAAGUCAAAACAGUAAGCUUUCAGAAAAAUUUUGAAGGAUAAAAAUAUAUGAAGGAAAAAGGUGGUCUGUGUAGAAUUACCUACACAGAGAUUUUAGUUGUAUUGCCUUGAGAGGUUUUAGUUUGUGGUCAAGAUCUGUAUAUUAUCCCAACUUUAUUGAGAAUUGUUUUCUAAUUGGUUAUAACAUUUUUUCAAUUAAUAGUUUGAAAACAAAUUGUUAAUACGACUGUAUAAAGUGAACAUAAUUUUCUUCACUUGUAUUUUUGUUAUUGAGCAAGUUUAUCAAAAUAAAUUGUCUACUAAAGAAACUAAAAAGGCUUCUAUUACUUUUAAUAAGCUUUGAUUUUAAAUGUUUACUCCUAGGGAUGUAGCUCUCCCAGGCCAUGUGUUCAAUCCCCAGCACUGAAUAAACCAGGUGUCAUGGUACUUGCCUGUAAUUCUAGUGCCCAGGAAGUAGAGGCAUGAGGAUCAG